Huiozyma naganishii CBS 8797 is the source of this 1131-nucleotide messenger RNA. RefSeq names its product Rbg2p (gene RBG2). Lineage: Eukaryota; Fungi; Ascomycota; Saccharomycetes; Saccharomycetales; Saccharomycetaceae. Gene Ontology annotation, cellular component: cytoplasm. The record is from RefSeq and is a predicted model, not a curated record. Gene Ontology annotation, biological process: cytoplasmic translation. Bases 1 to 1131 code for a protein of 376 amino acids. Gene Ontology annotation, molecular function: GTP binding; GTPase activity. The transcript has a single exon.
AUGGGUAUUGUCGAGAAGAUCAAGGAUAUCGAGGAGGAGAUGGCCCGGACGCAGAAGAACAAGGCGACGGAACGGCAUCUCGGGCUGCUGAAGGGGAAAUUGGCGCGGUACAGACAGCAAUUGCUUGCCGAUGACGGUCCCGGCGGUGGUGGCGGUGGUCCUGGGUCUGGGUUUGAGGUCGCAAAGUCAGGGGACGCACGGGUCGUUUUGAUCGGGUACCCGUCCGUCGGGAAGUCGUCUUUGCUCGGGAAGAUCACGUCGACGCGGUCAGAGGUCGCCCAGUACUCCUUCACGACGCUGACGAGUGUCCCCGGUGUGCUGAAGUACGGUGGUGCAGAGAUCCAGGUGGUGGACUUGCCCGGGAUCAUCUACGGUGCCGCACAGGGGAAGGGCCGUGGGAGACAGGUUGUCUCGACUGCACGGACCGCUGACCUUGUGCUGAUGGUGCUCGACGCAACCAAGAGCGAGCACCAACGGCAAUCCCUCGAACACGAGCUCGAGUCAAUGGGGAUCCGGCUCAACAAGACACGUCCAGACAUCUUCUUCAAGCGGCGUGAGACCGGUGGUGUGAAGGUUACGUUUGCGAACGGGCAGCAGUCUGGAUCUGCCCCAGCUGGGUCCCUCGAUGAGGACACUGUCCGUGCAAUUCUCAGGGACUACCGUGUGCACAACGCUGAGGUUCUAGUACGUGACGAGCACGCUACAGUGGACGACUUCAUCGAUAUCGUGAACGAACCGUACUGCCAAUACAUGCCCUGCCUGUACGUGUACAACAAGAUCGAUGCCGUGUCCCUCGAAGAGGUCUCGAAGCUGGCAAGGGAACCCAACACCACAGUGAUGUCCUGUGAGUUGGACCUGGGGAUCCAGGACGUCGUCGAGGAGAUCUGGUACCAGUUGAACCUGUCCCGAGUCUACACAAAGAAGCGUGGCGCACACCCGAAGUUCGACGACCCUCUAGUCGUGCGCAGCGGUGCCACCGUGGCGGAUCUUUGCCAGCAGGUGCACCGCGACUUCAGGGACAAGUUCAAGUACGCCCUCGUCUGGGGGUCCUCCGCGAAGCACUCGCCGCAGAAGUGCGGUCUCCAGCACCGUAUCGACGACGAGGACGUCGUCACUUUGUUCACGAAGUAG